Molecule: messenger RNA, 554 nt
Organism: Gopherus flavomarginatus (Mexican gopher tortoise)
Lineage: Eukaryota; Metazoa; Chordata; Testudines; Testudinidae
Gene: RPS17
Product: ribosomal protein S17
Exons: 5
Coding region: 101-508 (135 amino acids)
Biological process (GO): translation
Cellular component (GO): ribosome
Molecular function (GO): structural constituent of ribosome
Source: RefSeq, a predicted model, not a curated record
GCCGGCGCGCUCUCCCUGGACUCACAGCGCCCGUCUGGCCGCGCCUGCGUUAUAGCUCUUUUCCCGGCAUCCUUUGCCCUCUUCAGCGGCCGCUGCCAAUAUGGGACGCGUGCGAACAAAGACCGUGAAAAAGGCUGCCCGGGUUAUCAUUGAAAAGUACUACACGCGGCUAGGGAACGACUUCCACACGAACAAACGGGUGUGUGAAGAGAUUGCUAUCAUCCCUAGUAAGAAACUGCGCAACAAGAUAGCUGGGUAUGUCACGCAUCUGAUGAAGCGUAUUCAGAGGGGGCCUGUCAGAGGUAUCUCCAUCAAACUGCAGGAAGAGGAAAGAGAGAGAAGGGAUAACUAUGUCCCUGAGGUCUCUGCCCUUGACCAGGAGAUCAUUGAAGUUGACCCAGAUACUAAGGAAAUGCUGAAACUGCUGGACUUUGGCAGUCUGUCCAACCUGCAGGUCACGCAGCCCACUGUGGGAAUGAACUUCAAAACCCCAAGAGGAGCUAUCUGAAUCCAUUGCUGCGCUGUCACUUUUCCAAUAAACGUGGGAAACCAAA